AUGGCUAAUAUUAACGAUAUUCCUAUCUCCAACAUAACUAAUGCUUUCCCAAUUCGGCAUUAUAGAAAGCUUGGUAGCAAGACCGGCAGUGGGGGUGCUUGGUUAAUUGCUUAUAAUAUAGCUCAGCAAAACCAUUUUAAAGCUAUUCUAUGUGCGGAGAAAGGCGAAAAGAAAGAGGAAGGAAGAACGUUAUCCAAUAAUCGCGGAGAAAUUAUCAAAAAUCCAAAGAAUACACCAGCUGUGAAGAAUAGUCCACUCAAGGUUCUGGAUGGUUUCUUCCUGCUAAAACAUUGUGGAGUUGAAGAUCCAUCUGAUUUGUGUUCUAUUAACAUCAGCGGUUGUCAAUUAACAGAUGUAAAUUCGGAAGAUUUAGCUCUGUUUGAUAACGUCGUUCACAUUAAUGCUGGAGAGAAUGAAUUACCUAUAGAAAAAUUGAAAACAUUUCCAGAAUUAAGAGAAUUGGAGAUGCAAUUGAAUGAUUUGUCGGACAUAUCGAUUAAUACUGGCGAAUUUACCAAAUUACAUGCAUUGGAUUUAUCCUAUAACUGCUUAAAUAAAAAUGAUAUACUGAAUUUAGGAACGUUACCGCAAUUGAGAUUAUUAAAAUUAACAGGGAAUGAUUUAGGUAGUUUACCAUUAGAGCUUUCUGCCACAUCAACGCCAAGUCACUCCGACAAUGUGAAAGAGAAAGAAAAGCAUAAACCACUAUAUCCGUCGUUAGAAUAUUUAUAUUUGGAUAGCAAUCAAUUAACGGAGACGUGCUUCCUUCCGAUAGCAGGACUUAAAAAUCUAAGAUACCUAAAUUUGGAUAACAAUGAAAUUACUUGCGUUCCAUCGAUAUCCUUACUGUUAAAAAUGAGAAUAUCAUCGGGCACUACCAAUCCAAGCAAACGUAGAAGUGUAGCUCCAAUAUCUGCUGGUAGUGAAAGAUCGAAUAUUAUUUCAGAAGGAAGAAAAAUCGAUGAUGACGAGAUUAAAAGCGUUCAAAGUCGCGCAGACAGUAAUGUAACCUUUGAGCAUACAGAAUUACCAAGACAUCCCACUGUUGAGAGCAUUUUAGGCAGUAGUAUUAUAUCAAGCUCUCUAUCUGAUGAUGAAACCGCUUUCCCAUUUUACUACUUGCAAGCAUUAAGCGUAGCUAAUAAUUCAAUUGCCACAGAGGAAGCUUUAUUGUCACUGGCUGAGUAUCCACAAGUUAAAGAACUUGUUAUUUAUGGUAAUCCGCUAUUGACUAAAAUAAAAGGCAAUCCACCUUUAUUAACAAAAGAGUUAGUCAAAGCAAGGGGGAUUCAUGUAGUUCGGACCAAUGUUGACGACGAAUGGAAAUCGAAAAAAUAUCGACCUCGUCCUAUCGUCAAUCAACGUCGCAAGGUUCAGGAUGUCUUACCUCCUAUCCCUAAACGUCGCUAUCCUCUUAGCAUCGAAGCUCCAUAUUACAAUUUCUCACAACCUCUUCCUACAACACAAGAUACUAUUUCAUCGGAUCAUCCUAGUAGUAACACUGAAAUCAUCGAUGAUAUUCCUAAUGAAAUCUUACAAGAGAAAAUGAAUGAAGUAGAAGACAAUGAUGAUGAAAAUAAUUUCUUUUUAACUCAGCAACAAAACGAUUUCGAUCGUCCAUUAACUUCAUCACUAGAAAAAUCGACUGCUGAAGACCAAUAUAUUAAAGAGGAAAUUAUUCCACAUGAAAAGCAAAGAGAAGUAGCUAAGAAAUUGCCAAAGAAAUAUAAAGGAUUUGAGGAAUUGGCUUCUGGUCUUGAUGAUGAUAAACCAGAAAAUAAUUUCCCAAAAGAUAUGCAAAGCAGUGUUCGAGCUCUAAAAUAUGCAUUGCAUCAUCCCUUAACUUAUCAAGAAGAAGAACCAGUAAAUUACUAUAAACCUAAACUAAGAUUAGGAUAUAAUACAUCAAGAUCGAAAACAACCAAUGAUAAGUUGCAAUCUGCUUUAACCGUAAUUCAAGGUGAUUUAAACACGAUGGAAGGCAAUUUAGAUAAUUUAUUGAGAAAAAGCGAUCAAGACAAAGACGAUGCUGUUCGAUUACUUUCAAGGGUACAAACUAAAUAUGAAGAAUUUCGAGAAGCUACCUUAAAAUCUGUAGCGUCAACCUGUGAAGCUUUACAUGAAGGAUUAGAUAGUGUCUUAGGUACCGAGGUGACCAAUAUCUCGCCAGCGGCAAGUCCAGAAAUGUCUAUUAAGGCUUCUCAGCAACAGUUGUUAAAAUCUUCUCCUUCAAGUGCUAACUCGAAUAAUGAUUCACGAACACUUCAUUCACCAUUCUGA
This is a messenger RNA of Trichoplax adhaerens, 2280 nucleotides long. RefSeq lists its product as uncharacterized. Gene Ontology annotation, molecular function: protein binding. The record is from RefSeq and is a predicted model, not a curated record. The coding region runs from base 1 to 2280 and encodes 759 amino acids. Gene Ontology annotation, cellular component: nucleus. The transcript is spliced from 20 exons. Lineage: Eukaryota; Metazoa; Placozoa; Uniplacotomia; Trichoplacea; Trichoplacidae.